Messenger RNA from Aspergillus melleus, 1425 nucleotides. RefSeq lists its product as uncharacterized. Gene Ontology annotation, molecular function: triacylglycerol lipase activity. The transcript has a single exon. The record is from RefSeq and is a predicted model, not a curated record. Gene Ontology annotation, biological process: lipid catabolic process. The coding region runs from base 1 to 1425 and encodes 474 amino acids. Lineage: Eukaryota; Fungi; Ascomycota; Eurotiomycetes; Eurotiales; Aspergillaceae.
AUGACUGGCCCGAUGCAGCGCAUUCUAGGCCUUGUACUAGGGUUCCUCCAUGUCUUAACUGCAGCGGCCGUUCCGGAUCUCCCAGAUUUAGAUCCCUUCUACACGCCUGAUAAUGACACCUGGAAAAGCAAAGACCCUGGUUAUAUCAUAGACCAUCGCCCAAUCAAGCUGCCAUCAGUCGUCCCCGGUGCCGACAGUCCACUCACCGCACAUCAACUAUUGUACGUGACACGAAAUGCAACUUUGCACAAGACGACCUCUGUGACUACAAUUGUCAUUCCAGCGAAUCCGAAUCCCAACCGGGUUCUUUCGUACCAGAUUGCCUACGAUGCGCCCGAUAUCAACUGCUCUCCUUCCUACGGACUCCAGGCAGGCGCUGGGUUUUCCGCAGCGAUGUGGAACCAGAUGCAAAUGGCCUUUGUCUUUCCCUACCUACAAAGCUACCAAGGUCCAUUUGGUAAGAGACCUAUUCUAAACAUCCCCGACUACGAGGGCAACAAUGCUGCCUUCACUGUCGGCCCCCAGAGCGGCCUUCAUACUUUGGACUCCAUCCAGGCGGCACUGAACUCCAAGCACAUCACCGGUAUCCUGCCCAAGGCAAGAACAGUCAUGUUCGGAUACUCCGGUGGCGCAUUGGCUACAGAAUGGGCUUCGGAGCUGCACGCUCACCAUACGCCCAAUCUUAAGAUCGCCGGUGCGGCAAUGGGCGGUCCUCCUCCGAAUAUUACGAACACGUAUAUCAACGUCAACGGCACCCAGUCUCCACUCAACGUUUGGGCUAUGUUAGGUGUGAUGAGGGCAUUCCCCGAGGUCGACGAUCAUAUGCGCAAAGACAUAUUGCCCAAUUAUCAGGCCCUUUUCUUGGGCCCUCAGAGACGCUGCACCAAGUGCCAGCUCAAUGCGCCUAAAAUCGAACCAACCGCCAACAUCUCUUCCUGGUUCGAACAUGGAGACGAGUUUCUGUACAAGUUCAAGGACAUUCUGGAAACGAAUGGUGUGAUGGGACAACACAUCCACCACGGCAAAAGUCCGAACUUCCCGCUUUACAUCUACCAAGGAACUAAGGAUAUUAUCACUGGUCCUAUCGGAGACACUGAUGAGCUCUAUCACAAAUACUGCGACAAAGGCACGAAAGUGAGAUACCUUCGGUACAAAGAGCGCGACCAUGCUGAAACCCUGAUCGCUGGGAUGCCACGAGCUUGGUCCUGGAUUACAGCUAUUUUCAACAGGCUCCCAGUAAAUGAGUGUUCCGUUGAAGAUAUUGAACCGAAGAAUAGUGCACUAUUUGAUAUGGAUGGCAAUGACCUAGAUAUGGAAGAAAUGGAAGAAAGCGGAGACAUUGACAAUGAACCUGGCCUGAAGGAUCAAACAUUUGUCGAUGGCCAGUCUUUCGUCCCAGUUGCUAAUGGUCGGGAGGAUCUCUAA